ACAACAUAACACUCUUCUCCUCCACUACACUCUCUCUGCAACAUCUGCAUACAUGACAAGAAGAUGAUUAUGAAAGGUCUCACAUUAUUAUUAAUUCUGGCCAUUGCAAUUCUGGUCUGGUCAUCCAACAUGGAAACCUGCCAUGCAAGACAGGGAAAGCAUUGGAGGCAAAGCAGGGGAGCUCUGUACAAGAAGAAACCAAAGUAUCAUCGCCAACACGGCAAUGCCGGUAAGAUCAAGCAGAAGCAUCCCUCUCCCAAACCAUCAUCACCCCCAGCUCCGGUCUCCCCACCGAGCAUAGGUUCUGGCAAUGCAGGUCGCGUUUUCAAUGUGGUGAGUUACGGAGCCAAGGGCGACGGAAACACAGAUGAUACCAAGGCAUUCCAAAUGGCCUGGGCAGCUGCUUGUAAAGUGGAGGCCUCUACCAUUAUCAUCCCACCAAAACUUGUAUUCCUUGUGGGACCCAUUUCGUUCUCUGGUCCACGCUGUCAACACAACAUUGUGUUUCAGAUUGAUGGCACAAUUAUUGCUCCAACCAGCUCCAAAGCUUGGAGUUCGGCUCCUUUCCAGUGGCUUGAAUUCACAAAACUGGUAGGAAUUACAGUUAAAGGAAGUGGGACAAUUGAUGGGAGUGGUUCAGUGUGGUGGAAGGAUGCCCCAUUUGGUGACCCUAUAGAUGAUGAAUAUAAACUAAUUGUUCCGUUAAACAGAACAAUGCCUAGCAUUCCCCCGAUUCCAGUCAGUAGAUCAGUCGGUGGAAGAAUGCCAAGCAUUAAGCCAACGGCACUACGGUUCUAUGGGAGUUAUAAUGUGACGGUCACUGGAAUCAAAAUUCAGAAUAGUCCACAAUGCCAUCUCAAGUUUGACAAUUGCAUGGGUGUCAAUGUAUACAACUUCAGUGCCUCCUCACCUGGAGAUAGCCCCAACACAGAUGGAAUUCACUUACAGAACUCCAGAGAUGUGGUUAUUCGAAGCAGCAACCUUGCCUGUGGAGACGACUGUGUUUCAAUACAAACUGGAUGCUCAAAUGUAUACGUACACAAUGUGAAUUGUGGACCAGGGCAUGGAAUCAGUAUUGGAGGGCUGGGAAAAGCUAAUACAAAAGCUUGUGUCUCAAAUAUCACAGUGCGUGACAUCGUUAUGCAUAAGACCAUGAAUGGUGUCAGGAUAAAAACAUGGCAGGGUGGCUUAGGAUUUGUUAAAGGAGUACUCUUUUCAAAUAUCCAAGUUUCAGAAGUUCAACUGCCAAUAGUAAUUGACCAGUUCUACUGUGAUAAGAUCAAAUGCAAGAACCAAACAGCUGCUGUGGCACUAUCAGAAAUCCACUACGAAAAUAUACAAGGAACAUAUACAGUAAAACCAGUACAUCUUGCCUGCAGUGACAGCAUGCCAUGUACAAAGGUGACAUUAAAUGAGAUAAAACUAAAGCCACUGCAGGAACAUUACCACUUGUAUGACCCAUUCUGUUGGCAGACAUUCGGAGAGUUGCACUCCCCUACUGUCCCGCCUGUUGACUGCUUAAAAGUUGGCAAGCUACCAAGCAACAAGGUUCAGGUAGAUCAUGAUCAGUGCUAGAUAUUAUGGUGCAUUCAUCUGUGAGGUUGGCAUGGUUUUUGCUGACCCCUUAUACACCAUUAGUCAGUGAUAGUCCUUUAGCACUAUUAGAUUAUAGAUUUUUUUUAAUAGGAUCCUUGAGAUCUAUUGUGUGGGAGACAUAUAGGUAUGUUAUAUAUAAUAUACAGUUAAUAGCAA
Molecule: messenger RNA, 1752 nt
Organism: Ipomoea triloba (trilobed morning glory)
Lineage: Eukaryota; Viridiplantae; Streptophyta; Magnoliopsida; Solanales; Convolvulaceae
Product: polygalacturonase At1g48100-like
Exons: 7
Coding region: 64-1575 (503 amino acids)
Biological process (GO): carbohydrate metabolic process
Molecular function (GO): polygalacturonase activity
Source: RefSeq, a predicted model, not a curated record